AUGGUAGGGAUUGGGUUCGGACUUAAUCUUGAUUACCGCAGAGUACGGAUUCACCCAAACCCGAAUAAAGAGAUGGAGGAAGAUCUUAUUGUCACAUGGCUCGCCAAUGUCGACUAUAAAGAGGAUUCCUAUCGGAUUCGCAAAGAAAUGAAAGAUCUGCAACAAGAGCUGGUGGUCCUGCAGAAUUGCGUUGCAGUCCUUGAAUGCAAGACAAACGACGCAUACCACGAAGCCUUCAGCUACUGCACAACCUAUAUUGACAAAGUCGACUUGGCGACGUACUGGGAGAUCGCCCAGGACUUUGUUAAGAUCUACCAAUCAUACCUCGAAACCGGAGAUAAACAUCGACUUUUCAACGAAUGUCAUGAGCGGCCUGAUCUGAAUUGGAAACAUGCAACUUGGAUCCGCAUGUUUGUUCUUCUUACCUUUGGGCCCGGCUUGGAGGAAGUAUACUCGCCUUGUUUUGUUGAAGGCAGAUUUCUCGCGACCCACAUUACAAGCCAAGGGAUGAAAGAAUUCCCACAGGUGUCAUCAAAAAUACGGCUUUCAGCAAGGUACCUGCUAAAGUCCGUGUUCCGUAUAUCGGCCGUUGAGGCGUGGGUGGACAAAGCCGUCUGGUUGAAAGCGCGCGACAAGGUACUGAAAUGCCAGAAGAACCGGAUAAGGGACGAUUAUCUUGAAAAGAUCUCAUAUUUAGACAUGUCGGAUGAAGGUUUGGAGCAGUUGAUUGUGGACGACGAUACCCUCUUUCUUGAGGACUUCUUUGUCAACAUCUGA
This is a messenger RNA of Ilyonectria robusta, 777 nucleotides long. RefSeq lists its product as uncharacterized. The coding region runs from base 1 to 777 and encodes 258 amino acids. The transcript has a single exon. NCBI's taxonomy places the organism in Eukaryota, Fungi, Ascomycota, Sordariomycetes, Hypocreales, Nectriaceae. The record is from RefSeq and is a predicted model, not a curated record.